This is a messenger RNA of Drosophila ficusphila, 2360 nucleotides long. It is a transcript of the gene ZnT63C, whose product is annotated as zinc transporter 1. Gene Ontology annotation, biological process: detoxification of zinc ion; zinc ion transmembrane transport; intracellular zinc ion homeostasis. Bases 11 to 1360 code for a protein of 449 amino acids. Lineage: Eukaryota; Metazoa; Arthropoda; Insecta; Diptera; Drosophilidae. Gene Ontology annotation, cellular component: membrane. The record is from RefSeq and is a predicted model, not a curated record. The transcript is spliced from 6 exons. Gene Ontology annotation, molecular function: zinc ion transmembrane transporter activity.
CUUCUCCAAAAUGGCCAAGUACUCGGGAAAGAAGUGCCGCCUGCUCUCGAUGAUGUGGCUGACGGCGUUCUUCUUCUUCGUGGAGAUCAUCGUGGGCUAUGUGACCAACUCGAUGGCCCUGGUGGCAGACAGCUUCCACAUGCUGGGCGACAUCGCCGCCCUGGUCAUAUCUUUUCUGUCCGUGAAGAUGUCACCGAAAAAGUGGUCGAAGAACACCUUCGGCUGGGCCAGGGCCGAGGUACUGGGUGCCCUGGUCAACGCUGUUUUCCUGGUGGCCCUCUGCUUCAGCAUCACCAUCGAGGCCUGCAAGAGAUUCAUUGAGGAGGAACCGAUUCACGAGCCCGAGCUGCUGGUCAUCGUGGGAGCUCUGGGGCUUCUGGUGAAUGUGAUUGGACUGUGUCUGCUUUACGAGCACGGUGGCCAUCAUGGACACUCGCACGGCGGAGGUCUCACCCGCAACCACAGCCGCCUCACUGAGCUGGCCAACAUGGACGAGGGCGAGGACGAGCAGAACGACUACGCCUACGAGAAGCAAAAGGAGAAGGCGCCGGUGAAGAAGUCCAGCCACGGGCACAGCCACGAUCCCGGCCAGAUGAACAUGCGCGGCGCCUUCCUGCACGUCCUGAGCGACGCCCUCGGCAGCAUCAUCGUGGUGAUCAGCGCGGUGGUGGUGUGGAAGACCGAGUGGACGUACCGCUACUACAUGGACCCCGCCCUGUCCAUCGUGCUGGUGGUGCUCAUCCUCCACUCCGUGUGGCCGCUGCUGCGCGAGUCCGCGCUGAUUCUGCUGCAGACGGUGCCCACGCACAUCCAGGUGGACGCCAUCCAGAAGCGGCUGCUGGAGAAGGUCGACGGGGUGCUGGCGGUGCACGAGUUCCACGUCUGGCAGCUGGCCGGCGACCGCAUCAUCGCCUCUGCGCAUAUCAGGUGCCGCAAUCUCUCGGAGUACAUGAAGAUUGCCGAGAAGGUGAAGGAGUUCUUCCACAACGAGGGCAUCCACUCCACCACCAUCCAGCCGGAGUUCAGCGAGAUCGAGGGCUGCAACAUGUCCGACGGCACCUCCAGCAUCAACAUGAGCGGCUCCGACUGCUGCGCCCUCGACUGUCCCACCACGGAUGAGGGCUGUGUCAAGGCCACCUGCUGCCAAAACAACAACAAAGUGAACCAACUGCCCUCGCCCACCAACUCGCCCUACUUGUGCCGCCAGCGCAACGCCGCCCGCCAGGCCGGCGAUGUGGAGGCGGGUUCCCUGCUGGAGGCCGCGUCCGGCGGCAGCCAGGGAGCUUCCGGAGGCGGCUCAGCAGGAGCGCCCGCGUCAGCGGCUGCGGCGACGUCAGCGCCGAAGAGCGAUUUGGUCUGACGACAGCCACAGCAGGCGCCGCAACAUGUACACUUUGCCACGACCAAAACGGAGACCGCAGCAACCGCAACAGCAGCAGCAAACGCAGCAUCAACAGCAACAUCAAUACGUGAUAUAAUGUACGAGCCAAGCGCCAACAACCAAGUGGCUUCCAGCGCACAAGUGGGCGGUCUCCUCGGCCUGUCGGUAACCGCCCAGCGGCGCCGGGAGCUGCAGUUGCAGGCCGAGCAGCAGUUCCAGGAGCAGGUGUCGCCACUGAGCACCCGGAACGGCGACGAGGUGGCCCUCUAAUCAGGAGCCUAGUUUAGCGUUAGUUGUGCUUACCGCUGCAAUGGAGACUGGUCUGCCCCGGUGCAGCGUUCGUGUUUUUAGUGUUUGUAUCAUUAUUUGUUCUUAGUGGAAUUUAGGCAUAAACGAGAGUGGAGGACGGGAGCGCUGUGCUGACCACUGAGCUAGUUUAGUUAAAGUAAAAUCAAAAGAGAAAUACACACGAUUAUCUAAUAGUGCAGAGGACACAAAGUUUAAUGGAAAAUGCAGUUAAUAGGGACGUCAUUCAUAUACUAUAUAGUAUGUUAAAAUAUUCGAUCUUAGUUAGUUGCAUUAGUGUAAGUCGAUAAGUGAGCCCAACCAACAGAGAAUACAUAUGUACUACGUUUUUUACAUUUUGAGAAGUUUAUACCGACGUGAAUUAAAUUAUUGUAUUCAAUAGUUAACUACGGAUUAGCUAAUGAAACACAGAAACACAGUUUACAAAAUACAUAGGCACGAGCACCUGCGAGUGUUUGUGCAUGGUUAGGCAUAGUCCUUUAAUCUUAGUAGGUUUAAUGCUAUCUGUAAAUGAAUGUUUUUACCACAAACGAGAAACUAGUUUCUAUUUAAUUUUAAUCAAAUCGAACUUUAUAAUGACUAUAUUAAAUGCAACCGUCAUGUAUUAUUUUAUGAUCUGCAUUGAUUUUCUCCUGUAUAUGUUUGUAAAUAAACGCCAAACAUAAUCAGUCAA